Chaetomium fimeti is the source of this 530-nucleotide messenger RNA. RefSeq lists its product as uncharacterized. The coding region runs from base 101 to 406 and encodes 101 amino acids. NCBI's taxonomy places the organism in Eukaryota, Fungi, Ascomycota, Sordariomycetes, Sordariales, Chaetomiaceae. The record is from RefSeq and is a predicted model, not a curated record. The transcript has a single exon.
GGGGGUCUCGUAGAAGUCGGCAGCUUUAGGACGUUUACUCUGGGGUGCUAGUUUGUUCGCCGAAGGUUGGACGGCUCCGCCCCGACGACCUGUGUGCGGGAUGUUGGGCUGUAAUGGAGUGCCGACUGUUGCUUCCGCACUCGAGACUGGUGGCGCCUCUUUUUCUGGCGUGUCCUGCGGCUUACUCCUCGUUUUAGUCGUCGGGGCCGCAGCUUCGGUCUUGGAUUCUUUAACCUUGGGUGCAGUUUCUGCUUUUUUGCUGGUCUUGGUGACGGGAUUGGAUGUUUUCGCAGGUUUUGAGCUGCCCUUUUUGACAACGCGAGCCGAAGGUUCGUCUUUUGGUUUGGGAGUGACUGCCUGUGCUGCCAUGGACCUAGUCAUCCUCCCGCUAGUUCCGGACGCAUGAGCAACCAUCUUUCUAGUUUCUCCUUCUGAUUCGGUUUCCCUUUGCUGAUUGGGUUUCGCAGUGGUAAGAUUUGCUGGCUUUAAUGUUGCUGAAUGACGGCCCGGUACAGAUUUCCUCGGUAUCC